This is a messenger RNA of Zophobas morio, 897 nucleotides long. Its product is annotated as bifunctional methyltransferase-like. Gene Ontology annotation, cellular component: mitochondrion. Bases 136 to 897 code for a protein of 253 amino acids. Gene Ontology annotation, molecular function: nucleic acid binding; protein methyltransferase activity. Gene Ontology annotation, biological process: protein methylation. Lineage: Eukaryota; Metazoa; Arthropoda; Insecta; Coleoptera; Tenebrionidae. The transcript is spliced from 11 exons. The record is from RefSeq and is a predicted model, not a curated record.
AAUGCACUUAACAGAGAAACUCGAAGUUUUAUUAAAAAACAAACCGAAUUUGUUAAGGAACUUAAAGCUGCAGUAACAACAAUAAAAAAGAAUACUUAAAAAGACUAUGUACUAGAAAGUAAGUAAAAAUUAAUCAUGCACUAUACUGGUAGUGCAACCCCUUUGAACGCCUUAAUAGGUAUGGAAGACCCAACUUUUAUAAUAAAUAAAGAUCCUCCCGCUGCAUAUAUUACAGGAAAAAAGACUUUUUACGGUCUGGAGUUUACCAUUUCAAAAGACGUUAUGAUACCACGAAAAGGAUCUGAAGUUCUUGUAAAGGCUGCUAUAGUAGAGUCGCUUCAUUUCAAACAUGAGCCAAUCAGAAUAUUAGAUUUAGGGACCGGCAGUGGCUGUAUUUUGCUUUCCAUCCUCCACUAUACCUGCAAUUCUAUUGGAAUCGGAUGUGAUAUUUCUGAAGAAGCCUUGCGUAUUUCUAAAAAGAAUAGCAUAAAGCUCGGUUUGGAGGCGAGAAGUUCAUUUAUAUUAUUGGAUUUCACGAAAAUACACGAAGAAAGCAAAGGAAAUGAAAUAUUUAAUACAUCUUUUGAUAUUAUCGUUUGCAAUCCGCCUUAUCUGGAUGUUUGCAAUAAUCCAAACAUUCAUGAGCCGCUCUCUGCUCUUGUAAUUGGAGGAAAGGGAAUGAAUUGUUAUAUAAAAAUAAGCGAAUCGUUAGAAAAGAGGAGAAAUUCUUUAUUAAAAAAAGGAGGAGUUUUCAUAAUUGAAAUUAGAAAAAAAGUUGGUGUAGCUGAUAUUCUUGAAAAACUUUUUUAUGAGCGAAACGGAUUCACUAUAAAAAAAAGAAUGAGAGACUCGUUCGGGUUCGAACGGGCUCUUGUUUUUGAAAAUAAAUUAAUUUAA